CCGGCAGCCCAGCCCGCCCCUGCCGGGGGUACCCAAGGCAGGCGCGGCCGCUCCCCGCUGCCCGCCCGCUAUAAGAGCGGCGGCGGAGCGCUCCUCCUGCGCGCUGGGAACAGGCCAUGGCAUCUGUCAGCAUCGAGUGCGUGGCCAGGGAGGGCUGCAGGAUCGGCGAGUCGCCCGUGUGGGACCAGAGGGAGGGCGCGCUGCUCUUCGUGGACAUCACGGGCAGGAAGGUGUGCCGCUGGAGCCCGCUCACCCGGCAAACACAGGCCAUUGCCGUGGAUGCUCCUGUGAGCUCCGUGGCUCUCCGGAAGUCUGAGGAUUAUGUCAUCACCCUGGGAACCAGGUUUGCUGCUUUGAAAUGGAAAGAGGAGCUGGUAACCACAAUUACUCAAGUGGACAAGGAUAAAGCAAACACCCGGUUCAAUGAUGGGAAGGUGGAUCCUGCAGGGAGGUAUUUUGCAGGUACAAUGGCAGAGGAGAUUCGUCCGGCCGUGCUGGAGAGACGCCAGGGCUCUCUGUACACGCUCUUCCCCGACCUCUCCGUGGUGAAGCACUUUGACCAGGUGGACAUUUCCAAUGGGCUGGAUUGGUCUCUGGACCACAGAACCUUCUUUUACAUUGACAGCUUGUCCUACUCGGUGGAUGCCUUUGAUUAUGACCUCCAAACUGGAAAAAUUGGCAACCGUAGGAGUAUAUACAAACUGGAAAAAGAGGAGAGCAUUCCUGAUGGGAUGUGCAUUGACACAGAAGGCAAACUCUGGGUGGCUUGCUAUGAUGGUGGGAGAGUGAUUCGCCUUGACCCCGAGACAGGAAAAAGACUCCAGACUGUGAAACUUCCCGUAGACAAAACAACUUCCUGCUGUUUUGGAGGAAAGGAUUAUUCAGAAAUGUUUGUGACUUCUGCCAGUGAUGGGAUGGAUAAAGAGUGGCUUUCACGGCAACCAGAGGCUGGUGGGAUUUUCAAGAUAACAGGACUGGGCGUGAAAGGAGUUCCACCGUAUCCAUUUGCAGGUUAAAUGCACUCUUCAGAAUGCAUUAGAGAGGGCUGACAUAGGCAAGACAUGUCUGAAGGUCCUAUUCUGGUGUUCAGCAUCUUUUGCUUGGAAACCAUAACACCAUUAUAAUAUUUCAUCAGGAAAGGAUGAAAAACUACUGAAAUGCUUGGAAUAUUUGAAAACUGCUCUUUUUUCUCCCUUUAAACUUUAAUAUAUGAUGGUACUUUUUUCUGCUGUGCUAAAAAGAUUCUCAUCCUAAUAAACUACUGUUGUAAUUCUAUUUUAUGAUUAAACAAUAUUUUAAUAUA
Molecule: messenger RNA, 1303 nt
Organism: Serinus canaria (Common canary)
Lineage: Eukaryota; Metazoa; Chordata; Aves; Passeriformes; Fringillidae
Product: regucalcin
Exons: 7
Coding region: 117-1016 (299 amino acids)
Biological process (GO): L-ascorbic acid biosynthetic process
Molecular function (GO): calcium ion binding; enzyme regulator activity; gluconolactonase activity
Source: RefSeq, a predicted model, not a curated record